Molecule: messenger RNA, 2317 nt
Organism: Oryza brachyantha (malo sina)
Lineage: Eukaryota; Viridiplantae; Streptophyta; Magnoliopsida; Poales; Poaceae
Product: D-3-phosphoglycerate dehydrogenase
Exons: 5
Cellular component (GO): cytosol
Molecular function (GO): glyoxylate reductase (NADPH) activity; NAD binding; hydroxypyruvate reductase [NAD(P)H] activity
Source: RefSeq, a predicted model, not a curated record
CAAACGAUACGCCAUGGGUGAGUGGCUGACGAAUCUCUGGGAGACGAAGACGAGGCGAGGAUGAUACGGUAGGUAGGGCAGGGCGUGGACUGCAACCACCACACCACACCAAUCCACCUCCUCCUCCUCCUCCGGCGGCGAUGGAGUCCCUGGGGGUGCUGCUGCUGGCGCCGAUGAACGCCUACCUGGAGCAGGAGCUGGCCCGGCGGUGCCGCCUCUUCCGCCUCUGGGAGUGCCCGCCCGACGCCCGCGCCGACUUCCUCCGCGCCAACGCCUCCUCCAUCCGCGCCGUCGUCCCCUACGCCCCGCUCGGGGUCGACGCCGCCAUGCUCGACGCCCUCCCGGCGCUCGAGAUCGUCGCCUCCUUCUCCGUCGGCAUCGACCGCGUCGACCUCGCCGGCUGCCGGGAGCGCGGGAUCCGCGUCACCAACACCCCCGACGUCCUCACCGACGACGUCGCCGACCUCGCCGUCGGCCUCGCCAUCGCCACGCUCCGCAAGAUCCCCCAGGCCGACCGCUACGUCCGCGCGGGCAGGUGGAAGUCCAAGGGCGGCUUCACGCUCACCACCCGGUUCAGUGGCAAGAGAGUUGGCAUCAUCGGGCUGGGCAGGAUCGGGCUCGCCGUCGCCAAGAGAGUGGAGGCCUUCGACUGCCCCGUCAACUACUACCAGAGGACGAAGCAAGCGUACCCGAACUACACCUACUACCCGUCGGUGGUGGAGCUGGCGGCGAACAGCGACGUGCUGGUGGUGGCGUGCCCGCUGAACGAGCACACCCGGCACAUCGUCAACCGGGAGGUGAUGGAGGCGCUGGGGCCGAAGGGCGUGCUCAUCAACAUCGGCCGGGGGCCGCACGUCGACGAGCCGGAGAUGGUGGCGGCGCUCGCCGACGGCCGGCUCGGCGGCGCCGGGCUGGACGUGUUUGAGGACGAGCCCAACGUGCCCGAGGCGCUGUUCGCGAUGGACAACGUCGUCCUGGUGCCGCACGUCGGGAGCGCGACGCACGAGACGCGCACGGCCAUGGCCGACCUGGUUCUUGCCAACCUGGAGGCGCACGUCGCCGGCAAGCCGCUGCUGACGCAGGUGGUGUGAGUGUUAUUGCUCUCAGCUGGGGGGCACCCAAGGAUGAAACCGGCGACGUCGGAGUCCGACAUGACGAGCCUCGCGACGUCGUCGCCGUCGCGGUCCCCGAAGGCCGGGCCGGCGUACUACGUGCAGAGCCCGUCGCGCGACUCCCACGACGACGGCGACAAGUCGUCGUCGACGCAGGCCACGCCGGUGUACAACAACAGCCCGCUCGACUCGCCGUCGCACCACUCCUCCUUCGGACGCCACUCCAGGGUCUCCUCGGCCAGCAGGUUCUCCGGCAACCUCCGGUCGGCGUCCGGGAGCCGGGGCGGCGGCGGCGGCGGCCGUAGGCGAAUGAACGCCAAGGGGUGGCGCGACGUCCACGCCAUCGACGAGGAGGAGGAAGGCGUGUAUGACGAGUUUGAUGAUGGCUAUGAGCCCUCGAGGUGCUGCGUCUUCGCCUUCAGGUUUUCGGUUCUUGUUGUAGCAUUCACUCUGCUGUGCCUGAUCAUCUGGGGAAUUGCUCGGCACUACAAACCUGAUAUUAUUGUCAAGAGCUUGACAGUGGGGAACUUUUAUGCCGGAGAAGGUACUGACCGGACCGGGGUGCCGACAAAAUUGGUGACGAUGAACAGCUCGUUGCAGAUAAAUGUUCACAACCCUUCUACGAUGUUCGGCAUUCAUGUUUCUUCGACAUCGAUUCGGAUCAUGUACUCAGAAAUCGCGAUUGCUAACGGUCAGUUGGAGAAGUUCUACCAGCCAAGGUCAAGCCAUCAUGUCGCCUCGGCGAUUCUUCACGGCGAGAAGAUCCCUCUCUAUGGAGCUGGAGCGACGCUCGCUUUGUCGAACUCGGGAGGUGCAGUGCCACUGACUCUAGACCUGGCAGUAAGAAGUAGAGGGUAUGUGAUUGGUAAGCUUGUGAGGGUGACACACACAAAGCGUGUGAAAUGCCCUGUUGUUAUCGAUUCUAGUAGCUCCAAGCCAGUUAGGUUUACCCAAAGUGCUUGUAGUUACACUUGAUGUAGUUGCCUUGGCCUUCUAUAAUCUCAAUAAUGGUUGUGAGUAAGUAGAUAUUUAAGGUCAUUCAUGACCUAAGCAACAGAUAUAUGAGCAGUAGUUUGUCUUCCAAUUUUACAGUGUUGAUAUCUCUUGCCAACAUAUUAUGUUGUCGUUUUAUCAGUGUUACAUGUAAGAGCAAUUUUACCAUGCUUAAGAAUAUAUCAGAAGAUACCACUAUUUUCUAUGUAAAA